Messenger RNA from Pogona vitticeps (central bearded dragon), 2643 nucleotides. RefSeq names its product acyl-CoA dehydrogenase medium chain (gene ACADM). NCBI's taxonomy places the organism in Eukaryota, Metazoa, Chordata, Lepidosauria, Squamata, Agamidae. The record is from RefSeq and is a predicted model, not a curated record. Gene Ontology annotation, cellular component: mitochondrion; cytoplasm. Gene Ontology annotation, molecular function: flavin adenine dinucleotide binding; medium-chain fatty acyl-CoA dehydrogenase activity. Gene Ontology annotation, biological process: fatty acid beta-oxidation; medium-chain fatty acid catabolic process.
AGGUGGCCAAGCUCUGCCCUCAAGACAGGCUUCUUUCUCCUGCUCGACUGCGUGGCCUGCAGGCGCCUUUGGGACUCUCGGGGCGCUAGAAGCGCGUCUCCCUCCGGCGGGCCGGGGGUGGUGGUGAGGCUCGUUCGCUCAAAUCCCGUCGCCGCUGCUUGGAGGCGGGCCUGGGCUUGGCGCCUAGUGGGUCGGAGGUUAGACUUUGACCUGCCCGGAGCGCGGCGUGGAAAAGGAAGGAAGAAAAACAAGAAGGGCAGCGGCGGCGACUGGGGCGACAUGGCUGCGCUGAAGGUCUCUCGGGUGAUACAAGGCAUUGCUUCAUUUGGCUGGAGGGCACAAUCAAGCCAUGCUCCUGCAGCAGCAUCAAAAAGCAAAUUUGCGGCGGGAUUUAACUUUGAGCUUACUGAUGAACAGAAAGAAUUUCAAGCUACAGCUCGUAAAUUUGCUAGAGAGGAGAUCUUGCCUGUUGCUGCUGAGUAUGACAGAAGUGGAGAGUAUCCUGUUCCCCUCAUAAAAAGGGCAUGGGAGCUUGGCUUAAUGAAUACCCAUAUACCAGAAAGCUGUGGCGGCCUUGCCCUUGCUACUUUUGAUUCCUGCCUUAUUACUGAAGAAUUAGCUUAUGCAUGUACAGGGGUGCAAACUGCUAUUGAGGCAAAUUCCUUGGGUCAAAUGCCAGUUAUCAUAGCUGGGAAUGAGCAGCAGCAGAAGAAGUAUCUGGGAAGAAUGACAGAGGCUCCCCUUAUGUGUGCAUAUUGUGUAACUGAACCUGGAGCAGGUUCUGACGUAGCAGGCAUUCAAACAAGAGCUGAAAAGAAAGGAGAUGAAUAUAUAAUUAAUGGACAAAAAAUGUGGAUCACCAAUGGUGGCAAGGCAAACUGGUAUUUUUUAUUGGCACGUUCCAAUAGUGAUCCCAAGGCUCCCCCAAGUAAAGCUUUUACUGGAUUUAUUGUGGAAGCAGACAGCCCUGGAAUACAAAUUGGGAGAAAGGAGCUUAACAUGGGUCAGCGUUGCUCAGAUACAAGAGGAAUUGUUUUUGAGGAUGUCAGAGUACCUAAAGAGAAUGUGCUACUGGGUGAGGGAGCUGGCUUUAAAAUAGCCAUGGGAGCAUUUGAUAAAACAAGGCCGCCAGUUGCAGCUGGUGCUGUAGGCCUAGCUCAGAGGGCUCUGGAUGAAGCUACAAAGUAUGCUCUGGAAAGAAAAACCUUUGGAAGACCAAUUGUAGAGCACCAAGCAAUAUCCUUCUUGUUGGCUGAAAUGGCAAUGAAAGUUGAACUUGCUCGCCUGUCUUACCAAAGGGCAGCAUGGGAGAUAGAUAUGGGCCGUAGAAACACCUAUUAUGCAUCUAUAGCAAAAGCAUAUGCGGGAGACAUUGCAAAUCAAGUAGCUACUGAUGCUGUGCAGAUCUUUGGAGGAAAUGGAUUCAACAGUGAAUACCCUGUAGAAAAGCUAAUGAGAGAUGCCAAGAUAUACCAGAUUUAUGAAGGAACAGCUCAGAUUCAAAGACUUAUUAUAGGUCGUGAACAUAUUGGCAAGUUCAGUGUUUGAGAAAAUACUGAAACCAAGAGAGGUUUUAAAUUCCUGAUAUGUACUAACUUGAUUCCACAAAUAUAUGUAUGUAUCCGUCCACUCUUGUAAGUUGUGAAACAAAUAAUUAUACUUCCAUUUUUUCUUUGGUAUAUGAAAAAUAAUUAUUUUAAAAUUCUGGCCACUUAAUGUUUUGAGUUCUUAGCAAGUCCCUAAACACAAAAUUAUUGCUAAAAUGCAAUACUGUGCAGCUUAGUAACAUGUGAUGCUACAGAGAAGUGUACUUUACAAUUGCUCAAUAGCAAGAGUGCCUGGCAAUUGACAAUCAAGUUAUGUCACUGAGAUGUACUGCAUCUGACAUUAUCGGUGGCAGUUUGGGGUGCCAUGUAUUUAAUUGACAAAUAAUAGUAAAGGUCACAUAAGAUGGCUUCUGUGGAGUAAGACAGUUCUGAGCUGACUGUCAUACCACUGGCACGGACUUGUAUCAGCAUGCCUGUAUUUUAGUAUGGCAACUACAUUUUGCAUAGCAGGUAAACCUUGAAAUGGUUACAUCAGCUUUAUUACUCAUGGCUGAAAUCCAAACUGGAGAUUCUGUGAACAGAUAGGCUUCUUCCAUUUUCAAAAAAGCCACAAGGUGCCUUUUUAAUUUUUUUGUUGUUCAAUUGAACACAAAAAAACAAAGUAAACCCUUGUUCAAUGGAUCUUAUAUCUUACUUUGAAACUGGUGCCUGUUUGAAUCCAUGCUAGUACUUUUGAAACAGUGGCUCAGAAAAAGGCAUGCACUCGGUUACCUCUAUGUCAACUUACCUGAAAUACCUGUAACCUUUAAAUCAACUUACCUGUGACUAUGAAUAUUAGCAGUUUCACAAGCAGUUUUAUGUGUUACAAUGUAAAAGAAGAGCUGUGAUUCCUAUUUUGAACUUUGGGUAUAUAUAACUGAUUAUUGCAGUGCCUUUGCGUUUAGUUAUACCAACGUUAUUAAAGAAGUGUUUUGUAAUUGCCAACAUUAAUUAAAACGGCCAUACAAUGCAAUAUUUUUGCUAAUAGUAUUUAUAAACUUAUCCUGAUAUUUACAUGUGUAGUACUUAAAUUAAAAACAAAUGUCUGAAAUCAGAA